GCCUUGACUUUGACGGGAGCGAGAGUGAGCGAGCGCAGAACAGGUUUGAGCAGCAGACGGUGCCGCGUCGGGCAGAGCGAGGUCGGUUCAGUCUCCUUCCUGGAGCAGCGUUACGUGUUUUUAUGGAUUUCUACCAGAGAGUCGGCGUUGUUGGUUGAAAGCGUGGCUUUGUGUCGCGCCGCCACCGUCCCAUCACCCGGUCUGUGUGAGGAGAAGCGGCGAACCGCGCAGGAAGACGCGGUCUCACCUCGGCAAAGAGACGCCAACAAAGAGGUCGGGAAGCAGCCGCUGCCCGCGCCGGUCCGAGUUGGGUCCAAGUACGGCACCAUGGCCCGCGGAGGACGCCCCGCGACGGCUCUCACUCUGCGCCUGUUUGUUCUGCUUCUGAACGCGGGGAGUCUACGAGUGAACGGGCAGUACGGCGGCGGCGACCGGGGGAUGUCUGUCCCGGAGCACGGGUUCUGCCAGCCCAUUUCCAUCCCGCUGUGCACGGACAUCGCCUACAACGAGACCAUCAUGCCGAACCUGCUGGGUCACACCAACCAGGAGGACGCGGGGCUGGAGGUGCACCAGUUCUACCCGCUGGUCAAAGUCCAGUGCUCCCCGGAUUUAAAGUUCUUCCUGUGCUCCAUGUACGCGCCCGUGUGCACGGUGCUCGAGCAGGCGCUGCCGCCGUGCCGCUCGCUGUGCGAGCGCGCGCGCCAGGGCUGCGAGGCGCUCAUGAACAAGUUCGGCUUCCAGUGGCCCGACAGCCUCGCGUGCGAGUCCUUCCCGGUGCACGGCGCGGGCGAGCUGUGCGUGGGGCAGAACGUGUCGGAGCGCCCCGAGCCCGCGCCCCCGAGCCCCACCGAGCGCGCGCACCACGACCCCGGCAGCGGCCAGUUCCGGUGCCCGGCCUCGCUCCGCGUGCCGCCCUACCUCAACUACCGCUUCCUCGGCCAGGAGAACUGCGGCGCGCCGUGCGAGCCCAAGAGGUCGCACGGGAUGAUGUACUUCAGCGAGGAGGAGCUGAAAUUCGCCCGCGUAUGGAUCGGCAUCUGGUCCGUGCUGUGCUGCGCCUCCACCUUCUUCACGGUGCUGACCUACCUGGUGGACAUGAAGCGCUUCAGCUACCCGGAGCGGCCCAUCGUCUUCCUGUCCGGCUGCUACACCAUGGUGUCCGUCGCCUACAUCGCCGGCUUCCUGCUGGAGGACAGGGUGGUGUGCAACGAGCGCUUCGACAACGACAUCCGCACGGUGGUGCAGGGCACCAAGAAGGAGGGCUGCACCAUCCUCUUCAUGAUGCUCUACUUCUUCAGCAUGGCCAGCUCCAUCUGGUGGGUCAUCCUGGCGCUCACCUGGUUCCUGGCGGCGGGCAUGAAGUGGGGCCACGAGGCCAUCGAGGCCAACUCGCAGUACUUCCACCUGGCGGCGUGGGCCGUGCCCGCCAUCAAGACCAUCAGCAUCCUGGCGGUGGGCCAGGUGGACGGCGACGUGCUGAGCGGCGUGUGCUUCGUGGGCAUCAACAGCGUGGACGCGCUGCGCGGCUUCGUGCUGGCGCCGCUCUUCGUCUACCUGUUCAUCGGGACCUCGUUCCUGCUGGCGGGCUUCGUGUCCCUGUUCCGCAUCCGCACCAUCAUGAAGCACGACGGCACCAAGACGGAGAAGCUGGAGAAGCUGAUGGUGCGCAUCGGCGUGUUCAGCGUGCUGUACACGGUGCCGGCCACCGUCGUCAUCGCCUGCUACUUCUACGAGCAGGCGUUCAGGGAGCAGUGGGAGCGCACGUGGAUCGGCCAGACGUGCAAGACGUACGCGGUGCCCUGCCCCGCGCAGAGCGCCCACAGCACCAGCCCCGACUUCACCGUGUUCAUGAUCAAGUACCUGAUGACGCUGAUCGUGGGCAUCACCUCGGGAUUCUGGAUCUGGUCCGGGAAGACGCUCAACUCCUGGAGGAGGUUUUACACCAGACUGACCCACAGUAAACGCGGGGAGACCACGGUGUAGCGUGCUUCCACACAGACUCGGUGACAAACUGAAUGAUAAUCGCUUUGUACUUCCCUAUUUUACUUUGCUCUGACUCACAGAGGGCGUUUUUAAUGUACAUACACAUUUUUGAGAUUUUUGUAAGUAUAUAUUUGUAUUUAAAGAUUUAAAAAUUCCUCUUAAAAAACGACUUUUUCGUACUUUUGGACUCAACUGGACUUAAUCCUCACAACCGAGCAGCCGAGCAUGGAGGAUCGCAGGGUCUCGUGACUGGACUUACUGGACACCACUGGUGGAGUUUCUAGUGCGGAGCGGUUGUGUCUUUUGAUCAGUGAACUGCCUGUGAGCUGGGCUCUAUUCUAAGCGGAGUCCCGUGAAACCCAAGUGCUUCCUCGUGGCCUCCUCCUUAUCCAGAUUAGCCAGCUGCAGUGUGUGUGUGUGUGUGUGUGUGUGUGUGUGUGUGUGUGUGUGUGUGUGUGUGUGUGUGUGUGUGUGUGUGUGUGUGUGUGUGUGUGUGUGUGUGUGUGUGUGUGUGUGUGUGUGUGUGUGUGUGUGUGUGUGCGUGCGUGCGUGCGUGUGUGUGUGUGCGUGCGCGCGCGCGCCUCUGCCCGGUGGAGGGAAAUGUCAACAAUGUAGGAGACAAGAGACGGAGCACAGAAUGUGAAUGUGAGUCAUUGUGACAGAUGGCUCCGGCCUCACGCUUAUAAAAUUCCUUUCUAAAGAAAGCGCUCUCCAUCACUGCUGUUCCAAUGACCACGCUGUGUAGUUUUUGUGCAUAUUUUAGCCUCUUAGUGGAUUUCUCACUAUGCAGUACUGCAGGACGUUUGUAGGUUCUAAGGUUCUACCCAGUGGAACGUCUUCUCCAUGUUUAUCUUGACGGAGCAGUUUUUAAGAAUGAGUUUGAACACUAAAUGCUGCUUCACAUUGUGAGACAAUAAAAUCACUUUGACUGAGAAAACCAAGGACAUUUCAAAGCUGUAACACUUAAUAUAACCUGGUGAAAACUGAAACUAACGAGCUGCUUUAACGGACCGUUCAUGGAACUAUAAAAUGUUCCAUGAACGGUGUUAAAAUGUUCCAUGAACGGGGUGUGUGUGUGUGUGUGUGUGUGUGUGUGUGUGUGUGUGUGUGUGUGUGUGUGUGUGUGUGUGUGUGUGUGUGUGUGUGUGUGUGUGUGUGUGUGUGUGUGUGUGUCACAUUUUAAACAAUAAUUGUAUUUUUAAUUAGAGUGCCAUGUAAAGUCAUUUGACACAUUUUUCUUUUGAAUUAUACUUUCCUAAUUAUUACAAAUAUUUACUUCACCAAAGUAAACUUUUUUUAUCAAAUUUUGAACUAAGUUAUCUAAACUGUGAACAAACGUGAAUCAGAAUGUGGCUUGGUUUAGUUUACAAUACUCAAGGUCACACACUACGCAAUCAGCAAUAAAUUAAAAAUACAUUUCAACUUUGUUCUGAUUGUCUAACUAUAAACUCCAGAAUUCUGAACGUACACGCACAUUAUUAGUCGGUUUAUAGUCAUUAGUAUCCACCCAGUUCCUGUAAUGACUGAAACAUGGCGCUGUGAACGUGAUGAGUCCAUAUUAGCGAGGCUGUCUGUCUGCACCACACACUACUUGAUUUGUGCUUGUGAGGAAAGAUAUUUUUGAUUUAGCUUUUGCGGCGCAUUCCUUCGUUUGGAGGUCGAGCAUGUCAGUUACUGCAGAGUCAUUUGAUCCUGGGGAACGUAGCUGCGUGUCUGCGCUGUGGGACUGAAGAGCAGCCAGCGUGGCUUCCACUGCAGGAGAAAGGAAGCCUUGUGUUGAAAUGCAGAGCGGCUGCUGUCAGUGCAGCUCUCUCUCUCACACACACACACACACACACACACACACACGACUUGUGUUUUUGUCAGAUUCUCUUCCACACAGUGCUUCCGGUUCAUAAUAAUCCUUUUAUUGUGUUGACAGCUCUACAACAGUCACAGCUUUGAAGUCAUUUCCUUUGCUAUGAAGAGAACCUUUUAUAUUUAUAGGAAAAUCAUAUAUAUGCAUUACAUGGAUUGCUUUAUAAGAAUAAAAAGUCUCAACAUUGCAUCUGUGAA
Molecule: messenger RNA, 4038 nt
Organism: Betta splendens (Siamese fighting fish)
Lineage: Eukaryota; Metazoa; Chordata; Actinopteri; Anabantiformes; Osphronemidae
Gene: fzd1
Product: frizzled class receptor 1
Exons: 1
Coding region: 328-1983 (551 amino acids)
Biological process (GO): non-canonical Wnt signaling pathway; canonical Wnt signaling pathway
Cellular component (GO): plasma membrane
Molecular function (GO): Wnt-protein binding; Wnt receptor activity
Source: RefSeq, a predicted model, not a curated record